Manihot esculenta (cassava) is the source of this 948-nucleotide messenger RNA. RefSeq lists its product as uncharacterized. Bases 324 to 701 code for a protein of 125 amino acids. The transcript has 2 exons. NCBI's taxonomy places the organism in Eukaryota, Viridiplantae, Streptophyta, Magnoliopsida, Malpighiales, Euphorbiaceae. The record is from RefSeq and is a predicted model, not a curated record.
UCAAAGAAGAAAUGGCAGUUUUCUUGCUCCCGUAUAAGACCAAAGUUUGUUUAUUUAUUAUUUGGACUUACUUGCAUAGAUUUUUGCUCAGCAGCUUAGGUAGCCUCUCUCUCUCUAUGUAUAUAUAUAUAUAUACACACUUGUCUUCAACUAGAGAUUGUCAAACAAAAAGCAGGGUAUCGGAAAAUAAGCUGAUUUGCAGUACAUUCAGAUCGCUUACAUUACAUGAUAAUCAAAUAAACUUGUUGAAAGGAGAGAAACCCAUCUCAUCAAAAUCAAUUCCAUCUCGUGGGUUGGCUUCUUACUGACAAUAUAUAAUCAUAAUGGCUUCGUUUCUACCUUCCUGCGCAAUUCGGAUCAAGCCUGCAUCUUCAAAGCUGAUCAGCACUCGUCAGCCCUUGCAAGUUAGAGCCCAGAGCUUUAAAGAUGAAGGGAUUUCGAGUGACAUGGUUGAAGCGAAUCUGAGGGUUCUGAGAGAGAGGAUACAGGAAGUUAAAACGAAGGAAAGAUUUGAGAGGUGUUGCAGAUGUGAAUAUGGAUGGAAUUAUUCAACUGUGUAUAAUCACAAGCACAAGAAACAAGUGGGUUUAUCUCAGGUUUUUGAUCUUGUUGUAUUGGUUUUCAGAACUAUUGGUUUCACCUGUGUUAGUGGUACUUUGAUUCUUCUUCUUGUUUCUCUCAUAGUUCAUUUGAAUCAAUGAUGAUGAUGAUUACUUGUACAAUUUAUUAAUUCCAAUUGUAUAGAUCAUCACAGCUUGAACUACUUUGAUUUUCAAGUUUGUAACUUAGAAGCUUAUAAUUAAUUAAUUGAUUAUUUAAUUUAAUGCAUUUAUGGCUGAAAAAAAAAAGAAGAAAAAGCUUAUUGUGGUUUGCCAAAUGUAAAGAAAAGGGUGAGGCUGUAAUCCAGCGGUUGGUUUGCCAAUUCUUUAAGCAAAGGAAAGCUUUCAA